Molecule: messenger RNA, 839 nt
Organism: Drosophila santomea
Lineage: Eukaryota; Metazoa; Arthropoda; Insecta; Diptera; Drosophilidae
Product: probable deoxycytidylate deaminase
Exons: 3
Coding region: 40-741 (233 amino acids)
Biological process (GO): dUMP biosynthetic process; dTMP biosynthetic process
Cellular component (GO): cytoplasm
Molecular function (GO): zinc ion binding; dCMP deaminase activity
Source: RefSeq, a predicted model, not a curated record
CGGUGAACUUGUUCAUCGGUUCACUAGUUCGCGCGCCGAAUGUUUAUUGUUUGUUUUGCCGUCGUUCCCGCAUUUCGUAUUUGUCAAUUUCCCCAAAAAGUAUUGUGGGUUUUGUGUUAUUUGUCGCACAGUUUUCCAGAAAUGGCUCAAGAUCUGAAAUCCCAGCUGACAGAGUCACCCGAGAACCACAAGAGAAAGGACUAUCUGCAUUGGGAUGACUACUUUAUGGCCACCUCCCUGCUAUCCGCUAAACGCAGUAAGGAUCCCGUCACCCAAGUGGGCGCCUGCAUCGUAGACUCACAGAAUCGGAUAGUGGCCAUUGGAUACAAUGGGUUCCCACGAAACUGCAGUGACGACGUGUUUCCAUGGUCAAAGGCUAAGAAAGGCGCGCAGGACUUUGAUCCCCUGGAAGACAAGAAGAUGUACGUGGUCCACGCGGAGGCCAAUGCAAUCUUGAACACCAAUGGCAUGAGUUUAACUGGAACCCGACUGUAUACUACACUAUUUCCCUGCAAUGAAUGUGCCAAACUCAUCAUACAGGUGGGGAUUUCUCAGGUGCUUUAUUUGUCCGACAAGUAUGCGGAUAAGCCCACAUAUCGUGCAUCCAAGCGAAUGCUGGAUGCAGUGGGCGUGGGGUAUAAGCGACACAUGCCCCAAGAAAAAAGUAUCAUCAUUGAUUUUGACACGUUCCCAGAAGAAGAUCCGAACGCGUCUCUGGGCCUUAACGACCUCCAUUUGUAAUAUACUAAUACAAUGUCGGCUAUAUAGACAACUUUUAAAGUGUUUUAAGUAAGUUUGACGUAAUCCGAAUAAAUAUGUAGACAAGUGAUGAUAAAAUU